This is a messenger RNA of Trichosurus vulpecula (common brushtail), 1266 nucleotides long. It is a transcript of the gene TPMT, whose product is annotated as thiopurine S-methyltransferase. The record is from RefSeq and is a predicted model, not a curated record. NCBI's taxonomy places the organism in Eukaryota, Metazoa, Chordata, Mammalia, Diprotodontia, Phalangeridae. Gene Ontology annotation, molecular function: thiopurine S-methyltransferase activity. The coding region runs from base 112 to 849 and encodes 245 amino acids. The transcript has 9 exons.
GGCUGGGCCAGAGCACCAGGAGCUCAGGGGACCGCCCUGCUAGCCGAGGACCUGGUAGGUGCAGUAGACGUGAGAAAUUCCUGAUUUGUAUAAGGUACCUGCCCAGAAAUCAUGGAUGGUUCAACAGCUGUAGCAGGUGCCAAAGAUCACUCUACUCUUGGAGAACAGCAAGACAAUGACCUAACUCUUGAAUAUUGGCAUCAAAAAUGGGAGAAGCACGAUAUUGGGUUUCAUCAAGAACAUGGAAAUGAGUUAUUAAAGAAACACAUGAAUACAUUUCUUAAUGGUGGAAGUGGACUCAGGGUAUUUUUCCCUCUUUGCGGAAAAGCAGUUGAAAUGAAAUGGUUUGCUGACCUUGGUCAUAGUGUAGUUGGAGUUGAAAUCAGUGAACUGGCCAUACGGGAAUUUUUUACUGAGCAGAACCUGUCUUACUCAGAAAAACCAGUUGCAGGAAUUUCAGGAGCUAAAGUAUUUAAGAGCUCAACAGGGAAUAUCACUUUAUACUGUUGCAGUAUUUUUGACCUUCCCAGGGCUGAUGUUGGCAAAUUUGACAGGAUUUGGGAUAGAGGAGCCUUGGUUGCUAUUAAUCCAGGUGACCGAGAAUGCUAUGCCAAUUUAAUGUUGUCUCUAUUGGAAAAAGGUUUUCACUAUCUCCUGUCUACUUUUUCAUAUGAUUCAACUAAAUUGCCAGGUCCACCAUUUUAUAUUACUGACAGUGAAGUUAAAAGUUUGUUUGGCUCAACAUGUAAUAUUCAGUGUCUUGAGAAGGCUGAUGCUUUAAAAGAAAAACAUAAAAAAUGGGGAAUUGAUUACUUUAUUGAGAUUUUACAUCUCUUUACAGAAAAAUAAAUGAAAAUCAAAGCUGCAUAAGAUUUGGUAACAUAUUCGAAAUCUCAUAUGUAUCUUUACCUCCUUCAGCUACUAAAAGUGACGUAGUGACAUGAAAAUGUAAUGGACAUCUUUGAAAGUUUUUCUUUAAGCUAUCAUUACAUACCACUUGUGGUAUCUAUUGGAAUAUGCAUGUAACUUCAAGAAAUUUGUAAGGGGCUAUUAUUUUAUUAUUCUCAUGAUGAUUCCAAUGUUGAAAUUAAAUAUUUUAAUUUGAGCAAAAUUACUCAUGCUACUUUUCUGCAUCCUCACUUCAUGACCUAACAAAAUCUAGUUCAAGCAGUUUUGUAUUUUAACCCAUUCAAUGUCUUUAUUGCUUGUAAAUUUUCAAAGAAAGUCUCAAUGCUUUAGAAAAAUUAAAUUUUUUUCUCUAAGUAA